Molecule: messenger RNA, 5088 nt
Organism: Choloepus didactylus (southern two-toed sloth)
Lineage: Eukaryota; Metazoa; Chordata; Mammalia; Pilosa; Megalonychidae
Gene: TMX4
Product: thioredoxin related transmembrane protein 4
Exons: 8
Coding region: 207-1256 (349 amino acids)
Source: RefSeq, a predicted model, not a curated record
UCGGCGCUCCGGGGCCGAUAAGAGGCGGCGCUGGCUGCUGGCUUCGGGAUUGGCCUGGCUGGGCCGAGGCGGUGCUGUCCGUCUUCUCCUCCGACCACCCUGAAAGGCCAAGUCAGGCGGGCCUGUACUUGGGCGGGCGGCUGGCAAAGGCCGGACGCUCCCUUUCCCCACAUCCCCUGUGGAGAAGCCUCGCUCCGCGCCCCAACAUGGCGGGCGGGCGCUGCGGCCCGCUGCCGGCCGCGCUCCUGGCGGUCUGGGUGGCGGCGGCGGCGGCGGCGGUCGAUCCUGAGCAGACCGCGCUACCGGCGGAGCGGAGCUGGGUCCAGCCCAUGACCGCCUCCAACUGGACGCUGGUGAUGGAGGGAGAGUGGAUGCUGAAAUUUUAUGCCCCAUGGUGUCCAUCCUGCCAGCAAACUGAUUCAGAGUGGGAAACGUUUGCAAAGAAUGGUGAAACACUUCAGAUCAGUGUGGGGAAGGUAGAUGUCAUUCAAGAACCAGGUUUGAGUGGCCGCUUCUUUGUUACCACACUCCCAGCAUUUUUUCAUGCAAAGGAUGGGAUAUUCCGCCGUUACCGUGGCCCAGGAAUCUUCGAAGACCUGCAGAAUUAUAUUGUAGAGAAGAAAUGGCAAUCGGUUGAGCCUCUGACUGGCUGGAAAUCCCCAGCUUCUCUAACAAUGUCUGGAAUGGCUGGUCUUUUUAGCAUCUCUGGCAAGAUAUGGCAUCUUCACAACUAUUUCACAGUGACCCUUGGAAUUCCUGCUUGGUGUUCUUAUGUCUUUUUCGUCGUAGCCACCUUGGUUUUUGGCCUUUUCAUGGGUCUGGUCUUGGUGGUAAUAUCAGAAUGCUUCUCUGUACCACUUCCAGGGCAUUUGUCUGAGCGUUCUGAGCAGAAUCAGAGGUCAGUGGAGGCUCAUAGGGCUGAACAGUUGCAGGAUGCAGAGGAGGAAAAGGAUGACUCAAAUGAAGAAGAAAACAAGGACAGCCUUGUAGAUGAUGAAGAAGAGAAAGAAGAUCUUGGCGAGGAGGAUGAAGUGGAGGAAGAAGAGGAGGAGGACAACCUGGCUGCUGGUGGAGAGGAGGAAAGAAGUGACGCCAAUGAGCAGGGGCCCCUGAUGGAGGACAGCGUGUCCCGGGAGGGAGUGGAACCUGAUGAGACUGAAGGAGAUGCCCUUGAGCAGCCCUGUUCUGCUGACACGGAGGUGACGGAGGACGCAUUGAGGCAGCGCAAAACUCAGCAUGCCGAUAAGGGGCCGUAGGUUUUAUGAAGGUAUUUGCAGUAAUACAGAUCAAAGGAAUGCAUCUUUUCCCCUCUGGCCUACAGUUCAAACCAAAUCCUUAAUUGUUCCUAAAUGAGAAGCUUCUCUCUUAAAAGACGAUCUCUAGUCAAUGUCUUAGGGCAUUAAGCCUCAUGUAUAUUAAUGAGAAUCUUUUAGGCAAGACAAUCAGGAAACAGAAAAACCAGUGUGGUAUCAGGAUCUGUUUGGGGGCUUGGGAUGGGAACAAGUUCAUUUACUUGGGGCUAGAGAGUCUUGACCAGAGGAGGCAACCCCCAGUUCUCAUUAGCACCUUCUAGAGACAAGGCUGCAGGCCUCAUAAAUCAAAAGCAAAGCAACCUUUAUUCUUGAGCAUCCUCAAAAGUGUAGCAGAAGUCUUGCUUCCUUUACUUGUUUUAAGUAUUUAUUUUUGUCAAAGUUGGUAAGAAAUGUCAGGCAUCACAGGGCAGGGACACAUUUUUACAGCUAGAAAUUGAGAGGACCCUGGAUACAAUUUUAGAAAGGGGCUUGGAAGUCAUCCUAACCCUCUAAAUCACCUUAUGUCUUAUUUCUUACCUUUAAUUUUUUAAACGUUUCUACCAUGGGCCUGUAGGCUCUGCACACUCUUCCCAGUAUUAAGAGAGGACUCCAGUGCUAGUGAGGCUUAUGUCAGCUGUGUUGGUUCUGACUUAAGGGUUUAGAUAAUCAGGAACCACAGCCUGUGAAGCUAUGACUGCCAAGCAUCUCAAAUGAAGUUGCAAUCUUUGGAGUUUCAAAAGAAAGUGGGUAUUUUAUAGGAAAGUUUGUUUUUUUUUUUCCCAAAAUGUAGUUUUCUUUCUGAAGUUGCUUUACCAGUAUUCUUUCUGAAGCCAAAAGUCCUCUAAGUCUUGCCAGUGCAAGGUAGUCUUGUGCAGAAAACUUGAAUACUGUGUGUUUCGUUUCCAUCUCAUGGGGUUCCCUGGCCCAUGAAACACUUUAAUAAUAAAGGAAAAAACACUUCUGGUUUUCCUUCACUGAUGUGCUUGUGGUGACAGAAUUAAUGAAAGUCAAUACCUGGGAGUGAAAGAUUUGGUUUCCUUUCCUUCCUUAAUCUUCUAAAGAAUUGUAUCUCUGUAAAUCUCUCAAUACCAGAUCUACUAAAAGUACCCAGGGGACCCAAUUUGUUUUAAAAAUUCCAUCCAUCUUCUUCUGUCCUACCUGAUUUAUGUUUUAGAAUAAAUUCGUAAAAUAAAAUUCCAAGCUUAAGAAAGAUGCCUAAAGUUGAUCCUAUGCCCCAGGGGUCCAGACAGAAUAAUAAGGAAUGUGCGUUUAUGAAACUCAGAAAGUUUCUGUCAUCUUUUAAAAUGAAUAUGCAGUAUACUUGUAUCUGGCUGUUUAGAUAGUCCUUUCCUUGUAGUAACACUGGGCUCAAGAUGGGGAUUCUGAAGCUCCCUACCCUUGUGUGCUUGAAUGAGACUGUUGCAAGCAUCAAACAAAGGGAGUUUUUAUUCUGACAGAAUCUUAUAUUUAGAGAUGGUUAUUUUUCAUCUUUCCAAGUCAGAUACCAGGCAGUCUGCUCCCCCAGUACAGUGAGGUUCCUUAAGAGUCUGUAGUAAUUGUGGUCUUCAGAUAGCAAUGGAGCCUCAUGUUUGAAGCCAUCGUGGAACUGACAGGCUGGGAGACUCUGGACAUGGGCCAUUUCCUGCCCCUCUCUGCACACAUCCUCACACAUAGUGCCACUGUUGGUGAGGUGACUCUGCCUGCCUGGUCCCAGAAAGCCUUUCAGAGCCACAGCUGAGCUGGGCCUGCUGUCUCCAUCACUGCAUUUCUUAGGUUCAGCUGAAACAAAGUUUUCAAAGAUUAGUAAGUUCAAGUUCAGGGGUAUGUGAUAAGAAGUUUCAUAGUUUGACUUUUCUGUGUAAUGCCUCCCCCAAAACUGAAAUACUCAUUUUCUUAGUGGAGUAACUAGAGUGGAAGAAUAAAUAAAUAAAAUCUACAUUGACAUUUUAUAAAUUUAGGGCCAAUUUCCAAUUGGAUCCCAAAUGGGACCCAAAUACAUAAUAAGAAAAAUACAUAUUCUUUCCAGAAAUACUUUUUUAAAAAGCUGGAGGGAGGGGAGAAAAACAUCUUGGAGAAGAGGAUUUAUUAAAAGUUUAAGUAUCUGGCUGUGGGAACCAUUUCUCCUGGUUUUCUUCAACAUUCUGGCAAAAGAUGGGCUUUUUACUAAACAGCCCUAUGAGUACAGUCACUUAAUAAUCUUCUCAACUUGAGGCCUUUAGAUUUAUUUUCAGGACUUAAUGAAUAUAAAACUAAAGGAUACCUUUUAACAUAAACUGUUUUAAACUUAAAAUUAGAUCAACAUUUGAAUAGAAUUUUAUGGAUUUUUCCUGUAGAGAAUAUACUUAUUCCAAAAGUCAAAUACAUGGAAACAUGAUUUUGAUUUAAAAAAUAAGAAAUAAUCAUGCUUUCCUAUAUUCAAUAUCAGUCAUUUAAAUACAAAAUAGUGUUCUAUGUAAAUUAAAAUUAGGUAGAUUUUAAAUCAAAGAAACUUUGUGUUUUGGAAUGGAGGUGCAGUACUUUAUGUGUGGGUCGUUGCAGCAGGGUGCCUUUUCAUGGAUUAGAAGGAAAGUUUGAAACUUCUUGCUACCUUUUUUAUUAGUUUCUUUUAUUAUUCAUCUAUUACUAGAUCUGAUAAACCAUCUUAACUUGCUUAGAGAUCUCAUAUGGAUGCAACAAUCCCUCUUCUUUCCUUUUGAAAUGUCAGCAUUGAAAAGAAUGAGGGGCAGGGCAUGCAGUGCCUAGCUCUGCAUGGGCUCAAACUUGCAAUUUGAUCUCAUACGUAUGUCUAUGUUAGGUACAGGUCUCUCUGACUACAUAAAGAAAUUCAAGACAACUACUGUAUUAAAAAGUUAAGCUUUGGCAGAAUUGGCUUUUGACAGUGGAUAAAGCCAAAUUUUGGCUGACUUACUAGCAAAAACCUUGUUGAUAGCUGUGGCGUUGUUGGGUAUAUGUCAGUCGACAGAGCCUGUGUCCUUUAACUCCUCUGGUGUAGAUGAUAAAAAAUGUCUUUUAAGGCAAAUACUUAGCAUGUGACUUUUUAUUACCAAGUCCUUCAGGAGUGGAGUGGGUAUGUUGCUUUAUGGGGUGGGGAAGGUUAAAGACCCCCCCCCCCCAAAAAAAAGGGCAAGAAAAAGUAGGGUAAACCUGAUAUUUUAGCAUAAAUCCUAAAUCUAAAGGCCUCAAGUUGAGAAGAUUAAGGUUUUAUCUUCUUUUAAGUUUUAUAUUUGGCAUGAAGUGAGAGAAAGAAGGGGAAGACCGUUGCUUUUGCUAAUGUGCGUCAAGUUUAUAUCCUUCAUCUCAGUGUUGAAGUGUUAUUUCUGCCAGUAUUAUAACUGUGUAGUUGACCCAUCCUGUCAAAUAUGCCAACACUUUGGGAAGUUUUCUUAUAUCUCUUUUGUGCCAACAGAAACUUUCCUUCUUUUUAAAUAUCACUUUACCUCAGUUCUGCAUUUUGAUCCUCUUGAGAAGAUUACAGCUUAUCUUGAAAAAGCCAAAUGUGGAGUUAACAAGUCUGCUGAAAUCCAAUGGGGUGAUUUUUUGAUGGUGUUUCUGAAGCAGGAAGGUCAGUUGAAAGGCCUUUGCUACCUUUAGACCAGGAUGUGGCCUUGUGAUGGCUUAUUUUCUGUAGUUUCGUGUGGAUUGUGACAUUGUAUAUGUGCAACUCAUACAACUUUGAUGUGUUUCUGAUGUAGUUUAAUCACAUUUGUUGUAAAUAGCUUCUUCAUGGAAAUGCAAUUUUAUACUAAGAAUACUGCUUUUUGUAUUGCAAUACAUUAUAAAUUUGUUAUUUAUGUUC